Effrenium voratum is the source of this 979-nucleotide messenger RNA. Lineage: Eukaryota; Dinophyceae; Suessiales; Symbiodiniaceae. The record is from the annotation of a GenBank genome assembly.
AUGGCCAGCCCAGCCAGGCUUUGGGAGCUGGUGGCAGGCGGCUUGCUCCUUGGCAAGGCAAAGGCAGCAGCCGAAGAGCCGAGGUGGCUGUGGGGCCAGCUGUACACUGUGCGCGUCGGGCAGGUGGCGCGAGCUCAGCGGUGCCUGGCCGAGCUGCAGGAGCACAGCCACGAUGCUGCGGCAGCGCUGCAUUCUCAAGCCGUCGCAGCGCAGCUAGGCGAGGAGAGGCACUUCAUUGAGCCCAGAGGCAGCGAGGUCUCCUAUGACCCUCGGCUGCUGGUCUUCGAGUUCCUCUGCAACAUCAUGCUGCGCAAGUCACAGGUCCACCUGGUGCGAGCCUUCGCUUCCAGCGCCGAGGCAGGCCGUUCCGUGUGUCAGCAGAUGCUGAUGGGCGAGGGGAAGACCACGGUGAUUGCUCCACUGCUGGUCCUACUUUUGGCGGAUGGCCGCAGGCUGGUCGCCGCAUGCAUGCCUGCGGCUUUGCUUGACAUGUCCCGCGCCGUCAUGGUGGAGCGCUUCUCCUCGCCGGUGCUGCCCAGGCCAGUGCUCACGCUGGAGUUCCACCGCCAGGUGCCCGCGACGAAGGCGCUCCUUGCCAAGCUGGAGGCGGCGCGACAGGGCCGCGCGGCGGUGAUUGCGGCACCCGCUUCCGUGAAGAGCGUGCUGCUGCGGCGCAUCGAGCUGCUGUUGGAGCUGCACCACAGCACGGCUCAGCAUUUGGCCCGGUCAGAGUCGGAGAAGGGCAGCUGGCUGCGUUUGCCCUCGUGGCUCUCUACGGCAUCCAACGAAGACGAUGUCGAAGUGGCCCGCUCCACCGUCCAGGAUCAAAGCAAAGUCGACGAAGCUUGCGUGUGUGGGGAGGUCUUGCACCUCUUCCAUGGGGGUGUCAUGCUGCUGGACGAGGUGGAUUUGCUGCUCGACCCGCUGCGCAGCGAGUUGAACUGGCCGUUAGGCCGCCGCUUCUCCCUGGACAUGGCAG